This is a messenger RNA of Cutaneotrichosporon cavernicola, 2085 nucleotides long. RefSeq lists its product as uncharacterized. Gene Ontology annotation, molecular function: pyridoxal phosphate binding; serine C-palmitoyltransferase activity. The record is from RefSeq and is a predicted model, not a curated record. Gene Ontology annotation, biological process: ceramide biosynthetic process; sphingosine biosynthetic process. The coding region runs from base 1 to 2085 and encodes 694 amino acids. The transcript has 2 exons. Gene Ontology annotation, cellular component: serine palmitoyltransferase complex. Lineage: Eukaryota; Fungi; Basidiomycota; Tremellomycetes; Trichosporonales; Trichosporonaceae.
AUGGCCCGCGGUAAGCAGAACGGCUCGGCAUCGCCGAAGAAGGCAGCCAGCAUCCGCAGCAACAAGGGCAAGUCGACAUCCCCAGAGACCCCGGGCACGGCCCGCGAUGCCCUCCUCAACGCCAUCACCCGGCCGCGCCACUCGAACGCCGAGGUCACGUACGCGACAUCGGCGCACUUGCCCGAGGAAGAGUUGAUGUCGGACCAGAGCACCAUCUCGUCGUACGCGUCCAGUCAUGGCUCGCUAUCGAGACAGAGCAGCGAUGGCGAUCUCGCACUCGAGCGCAUGUACCGCGGGUAUCUGGAGAAGUCAAACGUCCAGACCAACCUGCCUUACAAGCACCGCGAGUUUGGGCACUGCAACAACCCCAACUACCGGUGGGCGUCGUCAUACAACUCAGCCGAACCUGUCCACCCCGAAGAGGAGCUCGAGCCACCCUUCUACAUUCUGCUCACAACAUACCUCUCGUACCUGUUCCUCAUCUGUCUCGGCCACGUCCGCGACUUCUUUGGCAAAAAGAUGUACCCACAGAACUAUGCCCAUCUCCUCCCAGCUAACGGGUACGCCGCCCUCAACUCGGACUUUGACUCGUUCUACACUCGUCGUCUCAAGACCCGCCUGGAUGACUGCUUCUCCCGCCCUGUCACUGGCGUGCCGGGUCGCACGAUCACGCUCCUCGACCGUUACUCGAACGACGAGCGCGAGUCGUUCUGCCUCUCGGGCACGACGACGCGCGCACUCAACGCCUCGUCGUACAACUACCUCGGCUUCGCGUCGUCGUCUGGCGGCUGUGCGGACGCGGUCGCCGAGGCCAUCAACCGCUACGGUGUGGCUGGUGCUGCGCCGCGUCACGACGCUGGUACCCUCGACCUCCACCACCAGGCCGAGAAGCUUACUGCGCGCUUUGUCGGUGCCGAGUCUGCUCUGAUCAUCUCGAUGGGGUUCGCGACCAACUCGACAACGAUCCCCGCGUUCGUCCAGAAGGGGUGCCUCGUGAUCUCGGACGAGCUCAACCACGCUUCGAUUCGUAACGGCGUGCGUCUGUCUGGCGCGUCGAUCCGCACCUUCAAGCACAACGACAUGAACUCGCUUGAGAAGCUUCUUCGUGAUUCGAUCGCCGAGGGCCAGCCCCGCACCCACCGGCCGUGGAAGAAGCUUCUUGUCGUCGUCGAGGGUCUGUUCUCGAUGGAGGGUACACUGGUCAACCUCCCAGCCCUCAUGGAGCUCAAGCGCCGCUACAAGUUCUACCUGUACAUUGACGAGGCGCACUCGGUCGGUGCCAUGGGCCCGAACGGCCGCGGCGUGUGCGACUACUUUGGCAUCGACCCGCGCGAGGUCGACAUUCUCAUGGGCACGUUUACAAAGUCGUUCGGUGCGGCCGGUGGCUACAUUGCUGGAUCAAAGGAGAUCAUUGACAGCCUGCGCGUCCGCUGCCACGCCAUGUGCUACGCCGAGGCCAUGUCCCCCCCUAUCCUCACCCAGAUCAUCGCGUCCAUGUCGGCUAUUAUGGGCGUUGCGCCGCCGCUCGCUCCGCCCGCGGACGUCGAGGAAGACUCUGCAUCGGCCGUGUCCGUCUGGAGCAGGCACCAGAGCUUUGGCCCAGCACCGGCAUCCACGCUGCCGUCGUGGAUGAACCUGCCAGUCGCGCUUGCGAACGGCACCGAGGGCCGCGAGCGUCUGCGCCGCCUCGCGUUCAACUCGCGCUACCUGUCCUCGGGUCUGCGCAAGCUCGGCUUUAUCGUGUAUGGACAUCGCGACUCGCCGAUUAUCCCGCUGCUCCUCUACAACCCUGGCAAGAUGGGAAUGUUCUCGCGCAUGAUGCUUGACCGCGUCGGGCCCGAGAAGACACCAAUUGCGGUGGUCAUUGUGGCUUAUCCCGCAACCCCGCUCAUUACUUCGCGGGUCCGUUUCUGCCUCUCGGCAUCACACACCAAGACGGACAUUGACCUGCUCCUCCGCGCCUGCGACGAGGUGGGAGACAUCCUCGACCUCAAAUGGUACCGGAACGACCGCUGGACUGUCGACCGCGUCAUUGCCGAGGCCGAGGAGCUUGUUGCCACGCACAACCUCGAAGAGGUGCAGUAG